CGUGCAGGGUGUCUUUUAUGAAUAAUCAAAAGCCGCAGAAGCCGACGCUAUCAGGCCAGCGUUUUAAAACUAGAAAAAGAGAUGAAAAAGAGAGGUUUGACCCUACUCAGUUCCAGGACUGUAUUAUUCAAGGUUUAACCGAAACUGGCACUGACUUGGAGGCAGUAGCAAAGUUUCUUGAUGCUUCUGGUGCAAAACUUGACUAUCGCCGCUAUGCAGAAACGCUUUUUGACAUCCUGGUGGCUGGUGGAAUGCUGGCCCCAGGUGGUACCCUGGCAGAUGACAUGACACGCACAAACGUCUGUGUAUUUGCAGCACAGGAAGACCUAGAAACCAUGCAAGCAUUUGCUCAGGUUUUUAACAAGCUAAUCAGGCGUUACAAGUACCUGGAGAAAGGCUUUGAAGAUGAAGUCAAAAAGUUGCUGCUGUUCCUGAAAGGGUUCUCAGAGUCUGAGCGGAACAAACUGGCCAUGUUGACAGGUAUUCUGCUAGCCAACGGAACGCUUAAUGCAUCAAUUCUCAACAGUCUUUACAAUGAGAACUUGGUUAAAGAAGGUGUUUCUGCAGCUUUUGCAGUCAAGCUGUUCAAAUCAUGGAUAAAUGAGAAAGAUAUUAAUGCAGUGGCUGUCAGUCUUCGUAAAGUAAACAUGGAUAACAGGCUGAUGGAACUCUUUCCAGCCAACAAACAAAGUGUUGAACACUUCUCCAAGUACUUCACUGAAGCAGGACUGAAAGAACUUUCCGAGUAUGUUCGGAACCAGCAAACCAUAGGAGCUCGGAAAGAGCUGCAGAAAGAACUUCAGGAACAGAUGUCACGGGGAGAUCCAUUCAAGGAUAUAAUCUUGUACGUGAAGGAGGAGAUGAAGAAAAACAACAUCUCGGAACACACUGUGGUAGCCAUAAUCUGGUCCAGUGUAAUGAGCACGGUGGAAUGGAACAAAAAGGAGGAGCUGGUAGCAGAGCAAGCCAUUAAGCACUUGAAGCAAUACAGCCCUCUACUUGCUGCCUUUACUACCCAAGGUCAGUCAGAGCUGACUCUUCUGUUGAAGAUUCAGGAGUAUUGUUAUGACAACAUUCACUUCAUGAAGGCCUUCCAGAAAAUAGUGGUGCUCUUCUAUAAAGCUGAAGUUCUGAGUGAAGAGCCCAUCCUGAAGUGGUAUAAAGAUGCGCAUCUUGCAAAAGGAAAGAAGUCGGAGUCUGAAGCUGAAGAGGGUGACUGA
Pygoscelis adeliae (Adelie penguin) is the source of this 1220-nucleotide messenger RNA. RefSeq names its product basic leucine zipper and W2 domains 1 (gene BZW1). NCBI's taxonomy places the organism in Eukaryota, Metazoa, Chordata, Aves, Sphenisciformes, Spheniscidae. The record is from RefSeq and is a predicted model, not a curated record. Gene Ontology annotation, cellular component: membrane; cytoplasm. The coding region runs from base 18 to 1220 and encodes 400 amino acids. Gene Ontology annotation, molecular function: protein binding. The transcript is spliced from 11 exons.